Molecule: messenger RNA, 2887 nt
Organism: Ruditapes philippinarum (Manila clam)
Lineage: Eukaryota; Metazoa; Mollusca; Bivalvia; Venerida; Veneridae
Product: fibrinogen-like protein 1
Exons: 1
Coding region: 158-1435 (425 amino acids)
Source: RefSeq, a predicted model, not a curated record
UAUAAUGUUUGAGACAAGCAAUAGGAGAAAAGACUGCUGUUAAACAUUUAUUUCAUCUAGAUUUAUUUUCACAAAUAAAACGCAAAACAUAUUGUGAGGAAUAAGAUAAACCAUUCGGACUUUUUGACGAUUUUUCGUUUAAUCAGUAAGAAAAACUAUGUCACUUUCGUUUGUAAAAGUUUCUUUGUUCUUACUUUUAAUUAGACAGUGUUCAUUGUUUAGUUUUGAGUAUGCCUUAAAAAAAGUUGAUAGUCUUGAAGCUAGAUUGGUUGCUCUGGAAACGGUGGAUCAUUUAAGACGUCUUGAAAUCGAUGAAAUUUUUGUUCAAUUUUCUGAAUUCGACAAGAAAUUCAGAGCAAUGAACAUGUCAUUACUUUCGACAAGUACAAACGUGGAUGUAAACAAUUGUAAAAAUUCAAUUGUUAGUACAGAUGGACACUCACUUAGUUACCUGGUUAAAGGAAUGGCUGCAGAGAAACUGUUGAGCUACAAGAACCGAAAGGAUCUUGAGAGGUUGAUAAGUUCCUUAAAAAAUGUAUUUAGUGAUCACAAGAAUAAAUUUGAAGAAAUGACAAAAAUGUUAAAAAGUGAAAUUGAUCAAAAUAGAGACAAUCUGAUAAAUGGCCAAGCUUUAUUGGCAGACACAUGUGAUACGAUAAAAGAAGGAUAUAGAAAUGAAAUUGCCUCUUUAAAGGCUGAAUUUGGGCAAAUGACCUCUUUAAAUGCUGAAUUUGUGCAUGCACAACUGAAGAAAAUGAAGAACGAAAUAGAAUUGUUGAAAGACGUAUCAAAGAAUCAUAAGGCUAUCGGGAUAGAAUCAUGCGUAGAUUUAUUACGUCAGUUCGUUAGUGGUAUUUAUCAGCUCAAUAAUGGUCUGAAAGUUUAUUGUGACCAAACUACCGAUGGGGGAGGUUGGAUAGUUUUUCAGCGUCGUGAAGAUGGAAAUGUCGAUUUUGAACGCACAUGGGAUAACUACAAAACUGGAUUUGGAGAUUUAUUGUACGAGUUUUGGCUAGGAAACGAUAAUUUACAUGUCCUUACAGAACAUGGUAACCACGAGUUACGUAUAGAUAUAGAGGACUUUGAAGGUAAUAAGGCUUAUGCUAAAUACAGUCAUUUCAAAGUUCAUGGAGAAGUUGAUAAGUAUAGGCUUGAAGUGAGUGGGUACAGUGGAAAUGCUGGCGAUUCUCUCUCCAGUCAUAACAAAAUGGCAUUUUCUACAGUAGACAGGGAUAAUGAUCCGUACAAUGGCAAUUGCGCCAAGGAUUACAGAGGUGCAUGGUGGUAUUUGUUAGGCUGUCACUAUUCAAAUCUCAACGGAUUUUACUACCAUGGGUCGGGUUCACCACAUGGGAAAGGUGUAAUAUGGUAUCAUUGGAAAGAAUCUUUUAGGUAUUCACUAAAACGUGUCGAGAUGAAGCUACGAUCAACUUAAUCUAAUUGAAUAUUUUGUAAAAGUAUCGAGAUUCAUAAACUUUGGAAUAAUACAUCUUCGCCUGUACAUGUGUCUAAUGAAUGAAUGUUCACAAAUACAUUUUUGCAAUGUUAAUGCAAACAAUCACGCAGUGUUAAUGCUACAUAAUGAAAACUAGUUCUGAAAAAAUGUACAAUUAGACAAUUAAAUAUGCAUAAAUUGAACAACUGUUGUAAAUUUAUUAUUUUUUACAGCGCAUAUUGGCAGAAAUUAAUUGAAAAAUUAGACAGUGCCUUAUAUUUAGACAAAUGUCUUGUAGGAUAAAACAAAAACUACAAGAAGUGUAAAAUGAUGUAACAUAAUAUAAAAUAAAACACUUCUAAAUUCCAAAUUAACAAAAGCAAUUAAGUAUCGAGAAAUACUUUUUAAAAAACAAUUUACUUAAAAACUUUUGAAAGUUUGUUAAAUUUAAGCACAUUGCAAUAAUUUGAAUAUAUUAAAUAGAACUCGUUGCAUAUUUAUCAUUCCAAAUCGCUUCGCUUUAUUCCCCUAUUAAACAGUCCUGUCACUCGAGUGCAUAUUUCUAGGAAAAUAUGAACAGAAUAAAUAAAGGAAUGUCUACAUUUAAUACGAAAUAAUAAAUUCUAAUAAUAUUCAUGUUUAAGAUGAAAUCAUGAAGAAUAGCUUCUCUUGUCGAAAAAUAAUCGUCACUUUAAAUCAAUAUGUUGAUUUCAGCUCUUACUAAUUAUUCAGUCGCACAAAUAAGAACAUUAUGCUGGUGAUGACCAAUAUAGAUUGAAUUAUGGAAUAUCUGAAAGGUUCUACGAUCAACUAUAUAAGGGGUGUUAGCAUAUAUUUGGCUGCAGCUACUACAUGUGUAUAAUAUACACAUGAAGCCGUUAAUACAAGGACGUAUUACCUGUUUAAUACGACUUCAUUAUGCUUCUAAUCCUUCUUUUCAAAUCAAAAAGAUAAAUUCACGAAAAGUACUAUUUCGUUUCCAUACAAUACAAAUACAUAUUUUGUAAAUUGUAGAGCUAUUCAUUUUAUGAAUUGAAUGUAUGUUAUGCCUCAGGAACGAAUGAAUAGUUUGUUUUGUAAAAAUGGCAAAUAGGAGUUUUAUAAUGUUUGGGUAAUAGUUUAAGGGCAUAUUUACAAAAGACCGGUGGGGGCAUUUCAACUUCAUGAAUUCCGGAUUUCAGCUUCAUGAAUUCUCGAUUUCAACUUCAAGAAUUUACGAUUUCAACUUCAUGACUUCACGAUUUCAAAUUCACGAAUUCACGAUUUCAACUUCAUGAAAUUGAAAUCUUGAAUUCGUGAAGUUGAAAUCGUGAAUUCAUGAAGUUGAAAUCGUGAAUUCGUGAAGUUGAAUUGGUGAAUUCACGAAGUUGAAAUCGUGAAUUCACAAAGUUGAAUUCGUGAAGUUGAAAUCGUGAAUUCAUGAAGUUGAAAUCGUGAAUUCGUGAAGUUGAA